AUGGCUACUGGCUCUGCGGCUUCCAACAGAUCUGUUGCGGUUUCCGAACGGACUGUUUCCGAUGCUGCUGCCGCCUCUUCAGUGUCCGUUGCUACGAAUUCCCUGUCUACGGUGCACCAGUUUGUUAGCAUUAAAUUGGCUUCUCGUAAAUUUUUGUUUUGGAGAACGCAACUAGUACCAUUUCUGCGAGGACAAAACUUGAUGGGUUUUGUUGAUGGUAGCUUGCCAUGUCCAUCGUCCAGUCUUCCUACUGCUUCUUUAGAUGCUACGUCGUCGACGGUGUUCUUACAGAAUCUGGCAUUUGCUUCAUGGGUGCAACAAGAUCAAGCCAUAAUGUCGAUGUUGAUCUCUUCCUUUUCCAAAGAGGUGAUGCACCUGGCAGUUGGUUGUCGAACAUCUAAGGAGAUAUAUGGGAUUUUGUUGAACAAGCUAUUAGGACUAGUAUUAGGACUCUUUGUAUUUGAGUCAUAUUAUACAGUUCUCAUCCAAGCGUUGGCUUCUUACUCUAGAGCUCGAGCACUGAACCUUCUUGGCCAGCUUCAGUCACUCCGGCAAGGUGAUGCAUCAGUAACGGAUUACUUGAGGCGUGCCCAAGUUAUUUUGGAAGACCUAGCCCUUGCUGACCAGCCGGUCUCCAUUGAUAAGCAAAACUUGUACCUUUUUCGUGGUCUACGGCAAGAAUUCAGAUCUCUCACGGCAUCGCUCUCGGUUCGUGGUUCACUGGUGAUGCUCCAGGAACUCGUCGACUUUUGCGGGGAAUCAUGA
This is a messenger RNA of Ipomoea nil (Japanese morning glory), 765 nucleotides long. RefSeq lists its product as uncharacterized. Bases 1 to 765 code for a protein of 254 amino acids. The record is from RefSeq and is a predicted model, not a curated record. NCBI's taxonomy places the organism in Eukaryota, Viridiplantae, Streptophyta, Magnoliopsida, Solanales, Convolvulaceae. The transcript has 2 exons.